CCUUGGGUACGCAAGUCGGCCGCCUCUCUCUCUCCCUCUCCUGAUCUCUAAGCGAACGAAGCAAACCUCCCUCUUCUCAUAUCUUUGAAACCCUAAUCCUAGAAUCGGCGGCCUCUCUCUUUCCUAGAAACUAAAAACCCAAUCGAUCCAACCUGCUUCUUCCUUGUUUCUCUACUCUUCUACUUCUUACCAUGGUCCAGGAAACCGGAUCGUACCGACCGGUUGAACUAGAAACCGGACUAGUGACGAAACGGUACGUCAAGUGCAGGGGGAAGAGCCUGUCGGCCGGCAUUGGCAGUCGUACCAGCCUACCGCGAGAUCUCGGGCGGUUUCAACAAAACCGGCGAUUCCUUCAGUUCUUGUGAAGCGACGCCAUUUUGGUUAUGUCUGGAUUUCCAAAAUGAGAAACGGACAAAGAAGCAUCACAAACUACAAAAACCUAGGGCGAUUGUGUUGCGCAGAUCAGAGUCUCGCGCCGCAGUCGCCGCUAUCGUUUCUCCAAUUCUCCCAACGACUAACGAGGAUUACUCCGGCCAUCAUUCGCGCUUCCUGGCCGCCGUUCGCAUCCCCCGCCGCCGUUCGCGUCUCCCAGUCGACCCCGAGAUCCAACCGACGUUCGUGUUCCCUGGAAAUCGUGCGGUUCCCCGCAGUCGUUCGCCUCUCCCAGCCGAGCCUCUGCAAUCUAUGGAUAGCUUGUCGCAACGAUCAGUGACCGACGCAGAUUCGCCUUCCUAGAAACCACACUAUUCAAACUUCAAAUUAGGUACAUCUGCAGAAUCGUGAAUCGAUUGUUGUUUACUAGUUUAAGUUGGGGUAUGAAUCUGAUUAACCAUCAAUUAUUUAUUGCAUAUGGAAGAUUGUAGAUGGGGAGGAAGAACGGAAAAUGGUAGAUGGGGAAAGGGUCAAGUGCACGCGUAGUAAUCUAUUAAAUGAUGGAAAGUUUUUUAUAAAAAUAAUUAUUGUUUAAAAUUUCUUCUUUUUCUAUUAAUUUGCUAACUAGUUGUAUUUAUUCAUUUAUUAUCCGGUAUAUUCCAAUACAUCCGGUAUUACUCCGAGACGAUACCCUGAUUUUGGCGGCACAGUUUUUUGACAAAAAAAUAUAUUUUAUUAUUACAAAAACGGUAUUUACCGGUACGAAACGGUUGAACCACGAUCGUACCACAAAUACCAUACCAGAAAGGAAUCCGAUAUGAUGCCCGGUAUGGUUUCCUUUACCAUGCUUCUUACCCUUCUCUGGUUUUCUUUGUGAAAAACGAACAAGGACCCGAAAGUGCGAUGAUGACUCUCCAGACAGCCCUCAAGUCGACGGUAGAUCAAGAUUUGAGGCUUGCAUGUUAGUUUUUUGGUUUAUAUGGAUUUUAGAGGGUUCUGAUCUGCCUCUCGGUUUUCAGUCUAAAGGGAGCGGCCGUCGACAGUAUCGGGUUCCGCUGGCGACGAGGACGACGAUGAUUAGGGAGAAUUAUUUUUUGGGGUAAGAUUUCAGGUUUUUCUUUUGAUUUGGUUUAUUUCUGGAUCUCAAUGCUUAUAUAUAUAUAUAUAGGUGGCUACUUCGGUGCACUCACUUUUUGAGCUUUUUGAGUGCACCCAAUUCUAAAAGCGUCCAUAAUACAUCAAAUUUUGAACUUUGAUUAGUACUCUCAAUAUAAUAUAAUGAUAUGACAUAGAAUCAUAACAAAUCAAUCCAUUACCCUAACCCCUUAACAUUCAAUUUUGAAUCCCAACCCAAAAUCCCAAAUUGUAAACCUAAACCCUAACCCUAAAUCCCUAAAUCCUAAAUCCUCCGAAUUAAAGUAAAUUUUGAAU
Linum trigynum is the source of this 1803-nucleotide messenger RNA. NCBI's taxonomy places the organism in Eukaryota, Viridiplantae, Streptophyta, Magnoliopsida, Malpighiales, Linaceae. The record is from the annotation of a GenBank genome assembly.